Molecule: messenger RNA, 3742 nt
Organism: Rubroshorea leprosula
Lineage: Eukaryota; Viridiplantae; Streptophyta; Magnoliopsida; Malvales; Dipterocarpaceae
Source: the annotation of a GenBank genome assembly
CUGCAACCCAUUCUGAAGAAAUGGCGGAGAAAGAGAAGAGUAGCCUGAGGAAACCUCUCAGUCUGAACGACAGCCAUUAUCGCCUUCUUCAGGACCUCUCCGCUGCUCCAAAACCUAAUCCUGAGGAAGAAGAGAUGCCGCAAAAGACGAAACUCCCAGGCCGACGCCGUCUUUGCAAAGCGUCGUGCAAAGGAAACGCCAACGACGGCGACGAUGGUAUUCCUCGCUUCUCUGGGAUCACUGAUUUCGAUGAUUCUCCAUCUAGUACUCUUUUCGAUUCACCACCACCAACUAAAAGUAGUGGGGAGGGUGGAAAUGAAAUUAGGGAUAUUCUAAAUGGCUUGACUUCGAGACUUGAAUUUUUGUCUAUUGAGAAAGUUCCUAAAAAGAAUGAUCAGAUUGAUGAAUCUUUGGCUUUAACCGAAAAUGGAGUAAAAAUUAAGAACAAGAAAGUUGAUUCGCCUGGAUAUGCAUGUGCUGGAUCCUUGUUUUCUCUUAUGUCUAAUAAUCUAUCUGAUUCCUCAUUAGAUGGUGCUAAAAAUGGUGGAAGUGGUGUUUAUGUUUUUAGUGAGUCCAGAGAUGAGGAAUUUGUUGAUAGGGUACUUAAGCUUGAUGAAAUCAGUAGUUUUGGGCUGAAGCAGAAAGGAUCAAAACUUGUUGAUGGAGAAUUAGCUUCUGGAACUGAAGAAGGUGCUGAUGAUAAUGAUGAUUUGCAGAGUGAGCAGAGGGACAAUGCUUUUCUGGGUAGGGUACAUGAUGUAGAGAAAAAUAAUCAAAGGCUGAAGAAAGGUGAACAUGUCCAGGAAUCGUUUGUGUCCAGGGUCAGAAAAGAAGAGGAACAUGGUAGUCGUGAUGACUGUGUUGUUUUAAGUUUUAAGAAGUCAGUUAAAGCUGUAAGGCAUGGGAAUGGCUUGAAGUAUGGUAGCUCCACGGCAGAACUGCUGGAUGAUUAUACCGAGGAGUCUAUUUUGGAGGAUGAGGGGUCCAUUAAUUUGAGGGGUCCUAAGGCAAGUUACAAGCUACAGGGUAAAAUUGCUAAAAUGUUGUAUCCACAUCAGCAUGAGGGGUUGAAGUGGCUCUGGUCUUUGCAUUGUCAAGAUAAGGGAGGAAUCUUAGGGGAUGAUAUGGGCUUGGGGAAAACCAUGCAAAUAUGUAGCUUCCUAGCUGGAUUAUUUCAUUCGAGGUUGAUUAAAAGGGCAUUGGUUGUGGCCCCCAAAACUCUACUUCCUCACUGGAUCAAAGAAUUGUCUACUGUGGGGCUUUCAGAGAAGACUAGGGAGUACUAUGGAACUAGUACCAAAGCUCGACAGUAUGAGCUCCAAUAUGUACUUCAGCAGGAUGAAGGAAUUCUUCUCACUACUUAUGAUAUUGUGCGGAAUAAUUCUAAAGCUUUACAAGGGGCAAAUUGCUACAUUGAUGAUGACAGUGAGGAUGGUGUGACAUGGGACUAUAUGAUUCUUGAUGAGGGUCAUCUCAUUAAAAAUCCCAGCACACAGAGGGCCAAAAGUUUGUUUGAGAUACCAAGUGUUCAUCGUAUAGUCAUAAGUGGCACACCAAUUCAGAAUAAUCUUAAGGAACUAUGGGCCUUGUUCAACUUCUGUUGCCCUGAGCUUCUGGGCGAUAACAAAUGGUUUAAGGACAAGUAUGAGAAUCCUAUUUUGCGGGGAAAUGACAAAAAUGCAUCUGAUAGGGAAAAGCGUGUUAGUUCAACAGUUGCAAAGGAGCUAAGAGUACGUAUUCAGCCCUACUUUUUGCGUCGCCUGAAGAAUGAAGUAUUUUGUGAAGAUGAUGCCACAACCAGCAAACUUUCCAAAAAGAACGAGAUUAUUGUGUGGUUAAGAUUGACUAGUUGCCAGCGACGACUGUAUGAAGCUUUUUUGAGCAGUGAGAUUGUUCUGUCAGCUUUUGAUGGCUCACCACUGGCUGCACUCACGAUUCUGAAGAAAAUAUGUGAUCACCCCCUUCUCUUGACCAAGAGAGCUGCUGAAGAUGUAUUGGAAGGCAUGGAUUCCAUGUUGAAUACUGAAGAUGUCAGUGUGGCAGAAAAAUUAGCAAAGCAUGUUGCUGAUGUUGCUGAAACGGAUGACUUCCAAGAAUAUCAUGACAAUAUCUCAUGCAAAAUAUCUUUUAUACUUUCGCUAUUGGAAAAUAUAGUUCCAGAGGGGCAUCGUGUUCUUAUCUUUUCUCAAACUCGUAAAAUGCUUAAUCUUAUUGAGGAAUCUCUUGUGUGCAAUGGCUACCAGUUUUUACGGAUUGAUGGUACUACAAAAGCAAGUGACAGAGUAAAGAUUGUCAAUGAUUUUCAAGAAGGUGUUGGGGCUCCUAUAUUUCUUCUGACAUCCCUAGUUGGUGGUCUUGGCCUCACACUUACAAGGGCAGAUCGUGUAAUUGUGGUCGAUCCUGCUUGGAACCCUAGUACUGAUAACCAAAGUGUUGAUCGUGCAUACCGAAUUGGGCAAAAGAAGGAUGUUCUUGUGUACAGGUUGAUGACAUGUGGAACUGUUGAAGAAAAGAUUUACAGAAAGCAGGUAUUCAAAGGUGGAUUGUUUAAGACUGCCACUGAGCACAAAGAACAGAUUCGGUACUUUAGCCAACAGGAUCUUCGUGAACUCUUCAGUCUCCCAAAACAGGGUUUUGAUAUUUCACUUACUCAGCAGCAGUUACAUGAAGAGCAUGAUGGUCAGCACAAAAUGGAUGAGUCAUUGGAAGCCCAUAUAAAGUUUCUGGAGACACUUGGAAUAGGUGGGGUUAGUAAUCAUAGUUUACUCUUCUCCAAGGCAGCACCUGUACCAGUUGCACAGGAAGAAGAGGAAGAUACAAAGUGGAAAGGAACUGCAAUUGUGGGAAACCCCUCUUCAGGUUCUUCAACUGAACACAAAGUUGAUGGGUCUGAACAUGCUUUCAAUCCAAAGGAUAUGAAACUCAAGAAGAAAACUGCUUCCCCAGAUGCUACAAGUAAAUUGACUGAGAGUGAAAUAAAAGAGAGAAUCAUUCGUCUAUCCCAAAUUUUUGCAAAUAAGGUAACAAUCUCAAAGUUGCCUGAUAAAGGAGCAAAACUAGAGAAGCAAAUUGCUGAACUGAAUGCUGAGCUCCAAAAGAUCCGUAUGGAAGAAAGAAGAGAGAAAGAGGUCAUUAAUUUGGAUGACAUAACUGGAGAGCUUCGAAGACGGUUGAAUGUAUGAAUCAUGGCUGAUAGAGGUGAGCUUUUUGGAAGAAAUAAAUGCUUUCUUUACGUCAUUUUGUGGAUGUCACUCUUAUGUCCUAUUAGAAAGAACAACUCAAACAUUUUAGCUUUUCAGCAUUACUCUUAAAUACUUGACUCAUCAAUCAAAAACUCUAUUGUGAUAAUAAUUCGAGUCAAGUGGUCAAGGAGCAAGUGGAGAAAGCUAACACCUAACACCUCGGAUCUAAGAAUGUGCAAGUUUUUGCUGUUGUUGAGAGGCCAAAGUAGUACAUCAAACAAGAUGUAUUUGUUGGGUAUGCAAGAAGAAUUAUGUUGUUUCGCACGCAUGACAAAUUGAGAUUUGCCGUCUGCCUCUUAGAUUUUAUAAUCAUUGGAGAGACCACAGGAGUAUCAGGAGUUUCUGGUCGAUGAUUUAAUUAUAAAAUUUGUAAUUCAUGGAAAAUGUACUGCACAUAACUUAAAUAGAUUAGCGUCAACAUACUUUUUCAAGAAUCCCAAGGCCUAAAUUCAAAUCAUUUUGAAUUUAAAGAUAGAGUGGAAUAAAUAUGAAAUGUUAAU